AUGGCUUCCCUUCUCUGCAUCAGACGCCCCCCAGGAUUCACCCUCAGGGAGUUGGGGACCCUCCGACAGCAGCAGUGGAAGCUGCAGUUGGUCAGCCACAGCCUGCUCUUUUCCCAACCUGGGUGGUUUCAGUACCAGGCCCCUUCCUACCUGGCUGGGAUUGUGAUUUUUAAGGGGCCAGCGGGACCCCCGUCAUCGGACCGCUGCCCGGACACUUCGCCGGACAGGAGGCAGGAAGGCCGUGCGGUCCCAGAGGAGAGCCGGCGAGAUGAGUUGAGAAGCCCAGGAUUCGCAGCCAGCUCCCUGGCUCUGGCACAGACUCCCCUGCCCCAGGUGGAAGAUGAGAUCCUGAUUGAGGAUGUUUGGAGGCCUUUCUGCCUGCCUGUGGAAGCCGGGAAGCACCAGGACCUGUGCUACGUCAGCUCCGACACCGUUGCGGCCCUACUGCAAGGCGGAUACGCUCAGUCAGUGGAGGAGUUCGUGGUGGUGGAUUGUCGUUACCCUUAUGAAUACGCCGGAGGCCACAUAAAGGGUGCCCUGAACCUCUACCGGGAGGAUCAACUAGUGGAGAGAUUCCUGCAGAGGCCCCGUUGCCCGCCCGAAGGCCCCAAGAGCCACGUCUUCAUCUUCCACUGCGAGUUCUCCUCCGAGAGAGGCCCCCGUCUGUGA
Molecule: messenger RNA, 669 nt
Organism: Tachyglossus aculeatus (Australian echidna)
Lineage: Eukaryota; Metazoa; Chordata; Mammalia; Monotremata; Tachyglossidae
Product: M-phase inducer phosphatase 3-like
Exons: 8
Coding region: 1-669 (222 amino acids)
Biological process (GO): positive regulation of G2/MI transition of meiotic cell cycle; G2/M transition of mitotic cell cycle; positive regulation of G2/M transition of mitotic cell cycle
Cellular component (GO): nucleus; cytoplasm
Molecular function (GO): protein tyrosine phosphatase activity
Source: RefSeq, a predicted model, not a curated record